AUGGUAAUCUCUCUCUCGAGUCUUGAAAUUUGUCUUCUGCUGAUUAAGUUCCCCAAAGGGAUACAUGAUCUCCUGGGACGAUCCAAAUAUGCCACAUUCCACGGACAUCGAACGGUCACCGACUUCAGAGAAACACCAAGCCAGCUUCUUGAAUACUGGUGUUGGGUUCCUGAAUGCCUUCAAAUGCUGAGCUGCCAUUAUAAGAAUCUCUCAUUGAGUAGCAGCACAGAAUUUACGGCAUCGAUCAAAGACACUAAGCCCAGUUCUUCCCUUCCGGAUCAUCUAAUCCGAAGUCUUUCUGCAGCGAAAGAAGUGAAUCAAGCUAUUUCGACACUGAGACAAAUUGCAUUUAGCAAGUUUGAUAUGGAAAUUCAUCAUCCAGUAUCCCACAAAGAUAUCAUUUCGAUGAACCUUGCUGAAGUAUUUAAUACGUUACUACAGCAAACAACUCUCCUCAACGGCCCUGAAAAUAACUUGAAAUGGGGUAAUGGGUAUGCAACUACACCACAUUACAUUUGGGGACAGGAAGCAAACUAUUACUCCUACGUGUAUGAUACUCAUAUUUAUCACAGCACGCGUAUGCUCGCAGCUGAUAUAUGGCACUCGCUGUUUUCGAGAAAUCCAAUGAGUCGAGAAGCUGGAAUGAAAUACCGAGCAAUGAUUUUGGAGCCUGGUGGGACUGGAAAUGAAUUGGGCGCCGUUGAGAAAUUACUCGGGAGGAAACCCUUACCAGAAGCAUAUUUGCGAGAUUUUGCUCCUUCUACAUAG
This is a messenger RNA of Penicillium cinerascens, 768 nucleotides long. RefSeq lists its product as uncharacterized. The transcript is spliced from 2 exons. Gene Ontology annotation, molecular function: metalloendopeptidase activity. Gene Ontology annotation, biological process: peptide metabolic process; proteolysis. The record is from RefSeq and is a predicted model, not a curated record. Gene Ontology annotation, cellular component: mitochondrial intermembrane space. Bases 1 to 768 code for a protein of 255 amino acids. NCBI's taxonomy places the organism in Eukaryota, Fungi, Ascomycota, Eurotiomycetes, Eurotiales, Aspergillaceae.